Alternaria incomplexa is the source of this 1008-nucleotide messenger RNA. RefSeq lists its product as uncharacterized. The transcript is spliced from 2 exons. Lineage: Eukaryota; Fungi; Ascomycota; Dothideomycetes; Pleosporales; Pleosporaceae. Bases 1 to 1008 code for a protein of 335 amino acids. The record is from RefSeq and is a predicted model, not a curated record.
AUGUUCUUCAAGAGCGCUUUUGUAGGCACUCUGCUUGCUGCUGGACACGCAACUGCCUUCAAAGGCCCCCAAGUGAACGCGCUUCUCGAACCGGGCCAGGACGUGGAGGAGGUACUACGGAGGGACGCAGAGUUCAUGGCGACCCUUACUCAAAGACAAGAUGCCAACUCUGCCGAUUCAGCACCGCUAGCAUCGCUAACACCCGCGACUGGUGAUGCGUCGGGUGUCGAUCAAGCAAAGUGGGAGCAACAGACAAAGGAAGCAUGUAUGAGCACGCUCAGCAACCUCAACGGCCAAGCGUCGAACCCGAGUGGGAUCGCCGUGUGCUACAACCUACCUUUCCUUGACAACAAGACGGGUGUCUUCCAGGCGGAGCUCCGAAUGUAUAAUGUGUCAGCUCCCAUCAACCCAUGGGUUGGCGUUACCGCGGCCGAUGUCAGCAUGACACUUUCGUACCUCGGUGCGACCGUGCAGAACAUGCGAGGCAACUUCACCAAGCGGGAUCUUAGCUGGCCAGUCAGUGAGGGUAUGCUGGUUGAGAGGCAAGACAUCAACACCAUGACGGAACUCAAGGUCCUCAUGUAUGUCGGAAGGAUCAAUGAGAACCUGAUGGGCUCAGCCAUGACCCAAGAAUCCCUCCAACCCCUUCUCAUCCCGCAAAUCGACCUCGCUGCGCGAAACCCUGCAACCGGCCAGGACGUCGAAACCACUCUCUCUUCCCAGGAGGCAUCAUUCGUCAACGGUAUCUUCUCCAAGGCAGGCAACGCUCCCACCAACGCAGACCCCCAAGCCGCAGCAUCCGCAUCUGCAGCCGUCUCCUCUGCCGCACCGUUCAUCAUCCCCGGAACUGCCUUGGCUUUCUUCCCAAUCGGUCUGGUCGUCACAUCCGUAUGGGCGCUCUUCUUCUUCCUUGCCGUUGGAUUCGGAACAUACGGUCGCAUCCAAUACCGUGACCAAUACAGGAGGCGUGUACGCGCCGAGUUGGCACGUGGCGUCCGCACCAUCUAA